This is a messenger RNA of Pristis pectinata (smalltooth sawfish), 2694 nucleotides long. Its product is annotated as kinesin-like protein KIF28. Gene Ontology annotation, cellular component: kinesin complex; microtubule. Lineage: Eukaryota; Metazoa; Chordata; Chondrichthyes; Rhinopristiformes; Pristidae. The transcript is spliced from 21 exons. The record is from RefSeq and is a predicted model, not a curated record. Gene Ontology annotation, biological process: microtubule-based movement; cytoskeleton-dependent intracellular transport. Gene Ontology annotation, molecular function: ATP binding; microtubule binding; ATP hydrolysis activity. Bases 1 to 2694 code for a protein of 897 amino acids.
AUGCUUAAUGCAAAUACUCUGAAAGUCGCAGUCCGUGUAAGGCCCUUCAAUCAGAGAGAAAAGUCAAUGAGAAGAAAAUGCAUCGUCUCUAUGGUUGGCAACAGUACCACCAUUGUCAAUCCCAAAGAUCUCAGCAACAAAAGAACAUUUAACUUUGAUUAUUGUUAUUGGUCGAUGGAUGGAUACAUUGAGGACGACCAGGGAGUCUUUCUGCCUGAUGGGCCCCACAGCAGAUACAUCGAUCAGGAAAGAAUCUUUAAUGACCUUGGGAGAGCUGUGCUGGAGAAUGCCUGGAAGGGGUACAAUACAACGCUCUUUUCCUAUGGACAGACAGGAUCAGGGAAGAGCCACUCAAUGACGGGAUUUGGAAGAAACAAGGGUCUCGUUCCCAUGAUUUGUGAAGAACUCUUCAAGGAAAUUAAAUUGCAGCAAAACAAGGACAUAGAGUUUUAUGUUUAUUUUAGCAUGUUUGAGAUCUACAAUGAACAGGCUAAGGACCUCCUCUCAAAGAUUCGAAACCCUAAUGGUCUGCGGAUCCGGGAAGGCAAAAAUGGAUUUUAUGUUGAGUGCCUUAAGUCAGUACUGUGUAGCAGUUUUGGUCAGCUUGAGGCUUUCCUGAAGCAAGGAAUCCGGAACAGAAGCGUUGCUUCAACUAAUUGGAACACCAAUAGCAGCAGAUCCCACAUGGUCAUCAGAAUCCACUUUCAGCAGGUGUUCGCAGACCAACAUAGUGUGAAGCAUUCGGAGAUUGACCUGGUGGAUUUGGCUGGCAGUGAAAGGCAGCGAAGUGCAGGAGUCACUUCUGACAGAUUCAAUGAAGCACGAGCAAUCAAUCUCAGUCUAACAACUCUUGGAAAUGUUAUUAGUUCCCUAUCGGACAAGGCUGUGGGCAAGAGAGUUCAGUACAUUCCUUAUCGGAACUCUGUGCUUACCAGAUUACUCAGCUCGGCCCUGGGAGGGAACAGCAAGACGUUUAUGGUUGCAACGAUAAGCCCUGCAGACAUCUGUUAUGAUGAGACGAUGUCAACAUUGCGAUUUGCAGAAAGAGCUAAGAGUAUCCAGAACAGAGCAAUGAUUAAUGAAAGUAUAACUGAACAAUUUUUCAUGGAUCUGAAAGCAGAUAAUACUAGAUUGCAAGCAAGAAUUGUUGAUUUGGAGAAGGCUGGUGAUAUCCACAUUGAUGAGCGAGAGAUGCUUAAACAACGAAUUUUAGAAAAUGAAAGACAAGUGAAAGAAAUACAGAAAUCAUGGCAACAGAAACUAGAAGAGGCAAGGAAAGAAUGGGAACAACAAUGUAGCAUUAUUACAAAGGAAGAGAUGAUGAUGGCAGUGUUUCCCUAUUUGUUGAACGUUAAUGAAGAUCCCCAAUUGUCCGGGGUGAUUCGGCACUUUAUUCAUAAUGAAACCCAGAAUGAGUUAGUGUUCUAUAAUUACAACUACAGAAUGGUGAAGCCAGAAAUUUCUUUUUAUGCUUUAGGCACCUCUGCAAUAGGACGCACUGUUGGUUUGGAGCAUGACAUUGUUUUGAAAGGACCUGGGAUUCUAGACAAGCAUGCAGUGAUAACCGUUUUUGAGCACAAAGUGAUAAUUGAGCCUGUAAACCAAGCCAGGGUUAGAGUCAAUGGAGGAACCCUUUUCACUAAACAUCAGCUGAAACAUCUGGACAGAAUUAUAAUUGGAUCCAGUUCGUUCUUCCUAUAUGUGGGCUUUCCACAUGAACAAAGUGAUAGAGAUAAAAUACACAAAUACAAUUAUGAUUUUUUUACUUCCGAACUGGCGUCUGUUGAAGGAUUUGGACAGGUGAAACUAGGACCAGAUGGAAAACAAGAAGAAAAUAUGGAUCCUAACUUGACUCGAAUUUUCCAUGACUUCAUAGCUAUCAUGCCUAUGGUAGCUCAAGUGAACCAAAUCAGUGAAGAACUUAACAGGGCUGUUAUCUUUGAGCUUCAGGUGAAGAAUUUGGCAUCAACAGAUGCCAAGGGAGAAGAGUUAGAAAAAGAAAUUUCAAUAAAGGUAACAAACAAGAUAGACAAACAGGUUGCCAUAUGGACACAAGACAAGUUCACUGAUCGAAAGCUUCUAAUUGAAGACAUUUACCAGGAUUUUCUAGAAAAUGGAACAGUGCAUAACAAGAUGAAACAAGAUCCAUUUUGGGAUCCUGUUGAGACCUUGCAUCUUGGGAGUGCCCAUGUGUGGUUGGAGACAUUGGCAUAUUGCAUAGCCUAUGAAGACCAGGUGGAUGUCAAUAACCAUCAUGGAAAAGAAGAAGCAGUUGUACAGGUUAGACUGCUUCCCUGCACGCCAAGAGGAGAUCCGCUGGGAGAGGAAUCUGUCGUCGUCAAUCCGGAUAAUCUGCUGGGAAAGCGCAUGGACUUUCAAAUGGAGAUUAGUUUGUGUUUAGGAGUGAAAUGGAUCCGAGAAAACAGCAACAGAGGAGUUCAAAUAGGAUUUAUGAUGUACAGUCUCCCUACAACAUUCUAUACCCCUGCAGUCUGGAAUAAUACUAAUCCUCUCCUGGAUUACUCAGUGUGCUUCACAAUUCAACACGUUACUCCAGAUUUCCUUAGCUAUCUGAAGACACACGCAGUGGUCCUGGAGCUAUGGGGUCUGCAAGAACCAGGGGACGACAUGAGCUAUCCUCCAGUCUUCUGGUACUUCACCUGUGGCAAACGAAGAAGCAAAAUUCUCCAUUAG